This is a messenger RNA of Phlebotomus argentipes, 1172 nucleotides long. Its product is annotated as hyaluronidase-like. Gene Ontology annotation, biological process: carbohydrate metabolic process; defense response; hyaluronan catabolic process. Gene Ontology annotation, molecular function: hyalurononglucosaminidase activity. The transcript is spliced from 4 exons. Lineage: Eukaryota; Metazoa; Arthropoda; Insecta; Diptera; Psychodidae. Bases 60 to 1172 code for a protein of 370 amino acids. The record is from RefSeq and is a predicted model, not a curated record.
CUGCAAAGUAUAAAAGGAAGAGAGAUUUAUGGUGGAUUUUCCAGUUGGAAUUUGCAAAUAUGCAAAGAAUUAUUAUCAGUGCAUUUGGAAUUUUGUGCUUGGUUUUUGCAAUUUAUUGCACUGAAACCAAGAAUUCUACCCAAAGCAAUGCCAAUAAAAGUGAAGUCUUCAAAAUUUACUGGAAUGUUCCAACGCAUCUGUGUAAAAAUCACAUAAAACAUAACGUUACAUUUGAUCAACUCUUAACAGAAUUGAACAUAAUUCACAAUAUUAAUGAUUCCUUCAGAGGAGAAAAAUUCAACAUUCUUUACAGUCCUGGAUUGUGGCCAUCGCUUGAGCAUAACAAAUCUGUAAAUGGAGAAAUGCCACAUCAUGGAAAUCUAAGCUUACAUUUAACAGAAUUGAAGAAUUAUGUUAAUCAUAAUAUCAGUGAUAAUUUCACUGGUUUAGCAGUGAUUGAUAUGGAAUCUUGGCGUCCAAUUUUCCGACAAAACACCGGAUGGAUGACCAUUUAUCGCGAACGUGUAUUUGAUGAACAAUUCGAAGGCAAUCUUAAGGAGUUGGAUAAAGAAGAAAAUAAGUCUUUUCGCAAUUAUAUAUUCAAGAAGGCUGCUGAAAUAUUUGAACCCAUGGCGAAGAUGUUCAUGAACGAGAGCAUCGCCUUAGUGAAGAAGUUAAAAUCAAAUGCGCACUGGGGAUAUUAUGGCUUUCCCUAUUGUUUCAACAUGAGAUCAAAUGAUAGAAAUGAAAGUUGCCCGGAAAUUGUCCAGAAGGAGAAUAACAGGACUGACUGGCUAUUUAAGUCCUAUGAUUACUGGUUUCCUUCCGUCUACAUUUCCAAUGAUAACUUCACAGAAGAUGAACGCAGACAACUUGUAAGCGGAAGAGUGACUGAAUACAACAGAGUUCGUAAAUUUAGCAACAGUAAGGCAGAGAUUUAUCCUUACGUUUGGUUCCUUUACAAUCUCCGCGAUGAAUAUCUGAAUGCGACUGAUAUGAAAAUGACACUGGAAACCCUCAAAAAUGGCACAAUGAAUGGGGCCGUGAUUUGGGGCUCGUCGGCCAAUAUUAAGAAUGAAACAAUGUGCCAAAAUCUUUAUAAUUAUGUCAAUGGAACACUAAGAUCAGUUCUACAAGAAUUAAAAUUAAUUAAUAAUUCACUACAAGUAUAA